CUUCGACCGUUACAGACACAGCAGUAGCAGCGGCAGGUGGAGGGUGUUGUAAUCCUUCGUCUUGCGGGUCGUUUCUCUGGAAAAUAUCCAAGUAAAGUUUGCUCCCCAAAGCAGAACCCUUCACUGCAGCGACGAUGGCGGAAAGCGACAACAAAAGCGCAAAUGUUUUAGCUCAGGAAACGGCCCAGUUAGAGGAGCAGCUGCAGGGCUGGAGGGAGGUGAUCCUAGCCGGGGAUCGGGUCCUGCGCUGGGAGAAGGUCUGGUUCCCUGGAGCCCUGAUCGGCGCCACCACUCUGGUCUUCCUGCUGAUCUACUAUCUGGACCCGUCGGUGCUGACCGGACUGUCCUGCACCGUCAUGCUGAUCUGCCUGGCUGAUUACUUCGUGCCCACCGUCGCCCUCAAAGUGUUUGGCUCCAAUACGUGGACCACCGAGCAGCAGCAGCGUUUCCACGAGAUCUGCAACAACCUGGUGAGGAGCGAGCGCCGCGUCGUCGGCUGGUGGAAGCGUCUCUGCGCCCUCAAAGAGGAGAAGCCCAAAGUGUAUUUUGCCUCAGUGGUCAGCGGCCUGCUGGCGGUGGCCUGGAUCGGACAGCAGGUCCACAACCUCUUCCUCACCUACCUGAUCGUGAGUUUUCUGCUGCUGCUGCCGGGCCUGAACCAGCACGGCGUCAUCUCCAAGUACACCUCCAUGGCCAAGCGGGAGAUAAACAAGCUGCUCAAGCAAAAGGAGAAGAAGACCCAGUAGAGGAAGCGAGCAGAGCGACGAGGAGAACGUUUGUAGACAAGCAGGAAAGCAGAAAGCACUUUUUGUUUUCACACAUUGGACAAGUUUUAUUUCUUCGCACCUCCCACAGUGUGACAUUUAAGCUCAUCACCCCUUAACCAGGCAUGCAGGCACCACAUGACGAUAAUCACGCGUGAAAAAUCCUUGUUUCUAGAUCAGCUGUGCUUUGUUUGAGUGUCAGCGACGCUUUCAGCCAUUCCCACGGAUUAGAUGGCGACUACUGAGCAGUUCCGGCGUUGCUGCUUAUUUUUAACCCGUUUAUACACAGUAACUGUUUCUUUCCGGGGGGGUUUUGUCAGGGUGAAACUGGAGAAUGUGGAAUAAGAGAGUUUUUAUGUUUGCUUAUUGUUGCUUUUGUUGUAUUAGAACACAGUGCUGAAAACUAACUGGAUUUAAAGCUGAGCUAAUCAGGAGGUAAAACCGCCUGAAGGUGGAAGUUCUGGAGGUUCUGCUGGAUCUGCUGGCUGAAAACGGGCCUGUCGGCGCUUUUAAAACCCCACUGAGAUGUGAUGGAUGGGGUCUGUGUGUGUAAGACUGUCCUCUGUCCUGUUAGACUUUUUUCUUUUCCUAUUUAUAUGUUUGAUCUCGUUUCUCGUCUCAUUUCAUUGUCUUUGAGAUCCCAGCAAUGAAUAAAGUUUAAUUUUAAACCAUG
Molecule: messenger RNA, 1437 nt
Organism: Fundulus heteroclitus (mummichog)
Lineage: Eukaryota; Metazoa; Chordata; Actinopteri; Cyprinodontiformes; Fundulidae
Gene: arl6ip1
Product: ADP-ribosylation factor-like 6 interacting protein 1
Exons: 6
Coding region: 135-746 (203 amino acids)
Source: RefSeq, a predicted model, not a curated record